Suillus bovinus is the source of this 1997-nucleotide messenger RNA. Its product is annotated as ribosomal protein S5 domain 2-type protein. The record is from RefSeq and is a predicted model, not a curated record. The coding region runs from base 95 to 1786 and encodes 563 amino acids. NCBI's taxonomy places the organism in Eukaryota, Fungi, Basidiomycota, Agaricomycetes, Boletales, Suillaceae. The transcript has 11 exons. Gene Ontology annotation, cellular component: cytosol. Gene Ontology annotation, molecular function: ATP binding; galactokinase activity. Gene Ontology annotation, biological process: galactose metabolic process; carbohydrate phosphorylation.
CAAACGCAAGUACGCAUCAAUAAUUCACCCGGGCCGCCCUUGCUCUGCACCGAGGCUCGGCAGGGCUGGGGCAGUUCAUUUCAUACUUACAAGGAUGACAGUUCUUCCAGCAGCUGAUGCACCAAUCCCCAUCUUUACCACCCUGAAUGAAGUAUAUGGCAGUCUUGCGACAGCAGCCAGACAUGCAGAACGCUGGGAUGACCUUGUCAGAGAGUUUGAGUCCAAGUUCGGGCAUAAACCUACCUAUGUCACCCGAGCCCCAGGCCGAGUCAACCUCAUUGGUGAACACAUAGAUUACGCCGACUUCGGCGUUUUUCCAGCCGCUAUAGAACAUGAUAUUCUCAUUGCUUGUGCUCCGCGGUCAGCGUCUACCGCUGCUGCGCAUCCUGAGGGCCAUGCGCCGGGCUCUGUCGUAGCUGAGAACCUUCACACUCGUUACGCACGCCAGGUCUUCUGGCCGACUCGCAGUCACACGCUUGGCGAUGAUGUUCCCCUUGACGCUGUGCGCGUCGCUCCCUGGCACUUGGAUAUCGAUAAAAGCGAGUUACGGUGGGAGAGUUAUGUCAAGGCAGGAUAUUAUGGUGUUCUAAAUCACUUCUUCUCUCCAUCGUCCAUAUCCCCCGUCCCUGUUCCUGUUGACAUUCUCGUCACUGGAAAUGUUCCCCCUGGCUCUGGUCUCUCAAGCAGUGCAGCCAUGGUCGUCUCCAGUACGCUGGCAUUUUUGGCGGCCAACGAUAUUUUUGACGGGGAAAAGGCCCCAACCAAGGGUGAGCUGGUAAAUAUGGCAGUGGAGAAUGAGAGACGAGUCGGAGUGAAUAGUGGAGGGAUGGACCAAUCAGCUUCCGUGAUCGCUCUUCCUGGCAGCGCGCUAUAUGUUUCUUUCGUGCCUUCCCUUCAUGCGGAACCAAUCGUACUUCCGCGCGAUGCCGUGUUAGUCUGUGCUAAUAGCCUAGUGGUCUCCAACAAAGCAGAAAACGCUAAACAUCAAUACAACCUCCGCGUUGUGGAGACUCUUGCAGCCGCCCGCCUUCUCUCUCAUCAUCUUAAUCUCCAAGUCGACUCCGCAGAUGGUGACAACACGAAGCGGCGUCUUGUGACCCUACGUGAAGUCCUUGGUCGGAAGAGCGGCUUCUAUCAAGAUGAGCAAGAUGCGCAGUCGGAAGAUCUUGUGCAGCUUCAGAAAGGGUUGGUGAACAUGUUGGGAAAUACUAUGGACUAUUUGUUGCCAAAUUUUGGUGAUAGAACAGAUAUUUCCUUAGAUGAGAUGAUUCAGAAGAGUGGGAUGAACGAGGCAGAAUUUAAGGAGUCGUAUUUUUCGGGGGUGGACGUGGAAACAACUAACUUUGAGCUGUAUCUACGUGCUCGACACGUUUUUGAAGAGGCGCUCAGAGUGCUACAGUUCAGGGAGGUCUGCUUAGUUGAAGGAGGCAACGAAGAAUCCAAACUCCAGACCCUCGGUAAACUUAUGAAUGACUCACACGACAGUUGUGACAGGCAAUUCGAAUGCUCCCAUCCGAAAGUGAACGAACUCGUCUGUGUUGCGCGGAGCUUCAAGGAAUUGGAGACAGGACGGGGAAAGGGGAGAAUAUAUGGGAGUCGUAUGACUGGCGCUGGCUGGGGUGGUUGCACCGUCUCUCUCAUACACCGAGACGAUGUUGAGGCGUUCAUCAUGCAUGUGAAGAAGAAAUAUGCGCCAUAUGAGAGUAUGAGCGAGGAGGACCUCGCAAGCUGUGUGUUUGCGACAGAGCCGGGGAUGGGCGCGUGUGUGUUCAAGUUGACGGAAUGACCAUCAGACUGGAAAGCCAGUCAGGAUGUCUACUUGACCAGAGUACACGAGGGCACCACUCGGGUGUUGGUGAGAGGUUUGGGAGAGGAUGCGACGCUGGACUGACUGUACUUACUAUUAGUUUUGUUGAAGCACAGGAACUUCAAGUGUAUUAUGCUAGCCUCUUCUUUGCAGAGUAAAAUGAGAUGACUUCGCUCGUGCGUUCAGAUAA